AUGCCUUAUCUAUCUAUCUAUCUAUCUAUUACGACUGAUGCCUUAUCUAUUUAUCUGUCUAUCUAUAUAUCUACCUCGACUGACGCCUUAUCUGUCUGUCUAUCUAUCACGACUGAUACCUUAUCUAUCUAUCUAUCUAUCUAUCUAUCUAUCUAUCUAUCUAUCAACUCCAUUUCUAUUCAUAACCAUGUCUUUCUAUCUCUUUUGAUACCUCGUCUAUCUAUCUAUCUAUCUAUUUAUCUAUCUAUCUAUCUCAGUCUGUUUAUAUCUAUCUAUCUUAGUCUGUUCAUAUCUAUCUAUCUCAGCCUCUUCAUAUAUAUAUUUACAUAUCUAUCUCAGACUCUCCAUGUCUAUCGAUCUAUCUAUCUAUCUAUUUAUCUCAGUCUGUUCAUAUCUAUCUAUCAAUCUAUCUCAGUCAGUUCAUAUCUAUCUAUCUAUCUAUCUAUCUCAGUCUGUUCAUAUCUAUCUCAGACUGUUCAUAUCUAUCUAUCUAUCUAUCUACCUAUCUAUCUAUCUAUCUAUCUAUCUCAGUCUGUUCAUAUCUAUCUCAGACUGUUCAUAUCUAUCUAUCUAUCUACCUAUCUAUCUAUCUAUCUCAGUCUGUUCAUAUCUAUCUCAGACUUAAAUAACAUGUACCUUAUUUUUAUAGCAGCAUUUCUCCCCACUCUCUCUCUCCCCCUCUCUUUUCCUUCCACUUUUUCUCCCUCUCUCUUCUCCCCCCCCUCUCUCUCUUACAUCUUUUGUAUUUAUUUUUUAUUGUCUUUCUUUUUCACUACAGCCUUUUAUAAUGUCAUAAGCAGUUAUUACUCCAAUUACCAGAGCAAAAGCAGCAGCAGUCUCUCCAGGGCACCCCAGCAAUACACCAUGAUAUCAUUUGGAUUUAUUGUUUUAUGUUGA
This is a messenger RNA of Acanthosepion pharaonis, 897 nucleotides long. NCBI's taxonomy places the organism in Eukaryota, Metazoa, Mollusca, Cephalopoda, Sepiida, Sepiidae. The record is from the annotation of a GenBank genome assembly.